CGGCGGCCUCACGUGACCGCUCACUAUGGCUUCCCUGUGCCGGGGCCAGCGGGCCGGCGCCUUGGUGUGAUUUGUUAGUUCUUGGCGGCAGGCUACCUCUCUCACGAUUUCGACAUGCAAAAAAUCAAAUCGCUUAUGACCCGACAGGGUCUGAAAAGUCCUCCAGAGAGCCUUAGUGAUCUUGGUGCCAUUGAGAGUCUCCGAGUCCCUGGAAAGGAGGAAUUCCGAGAACUUCGAGAACAGCCUAGUGACCCUCAAGCUGAACAAGAACUAAUCAAUAGCAUUGAACAAAUAUAUUUUUCUACAGACUCAUUUGAUAUUGUUAAAUAUGAGCUGGAGAAGCUCCCUCCUGUUCUUAAUUUGCAAGAAUUAGAGGAGUACAGAGACAAAUUGAAACAACAACAAGCUGCCGUCUCUAAAAAAGUAGCAGAUUUAAUCCUUGAGAAGCAACCUGCUUAUGUAAAGGAACUUGAAAGAGUUACUUCGUUACAGACAGGUCUUCAGUUAGCUGCUGUUAUCUGCACCAAUGGGAGGAGACACUUGAAUAUCGCAAAGGAAGGUUUUACUCAAGCUAGUUUAGGCCUUCUUGCAAAUCAAAGGAAACGUCAGUUGCUGAUUGGACUUCUGAAAUCUCUGAGAACAAUAAAAACAUUGCAAAGAACAGAUGUGCGCUUAAGUGAAAUGCUAGAGGAGGAAGACUAUCCAGGAGCUAUUCAGUUGUGCCUGGAAUGUCAGAAAGCUGCCAGCACUUUUAAACAUUACAGUUGCAUAAGUGAACUGAAUUCAAAGCUGCAAGAUACUUUAGAACAAAUUGAGGAACAGUUGGAUGUGGCUCUUUCUAAAAUCUGCAAGAAUUUUGACAUUAAUCAUUAUACCAAAGUUCAACAAGCCUAUCGACUUCUUGGAAAAACACAGACAGCAAUGGAUCAACUUCAUAUGCACUUCACUCAAGCCAUUCAUAAUACUGUGUUCCAAGUUGUUCUUGGUUAUGUGGAACUAUGUGCAGGAAACACAGAUACAAAAUUCCAAAAGCUGCAAUAUAAGGAUCUCUGUACACACAUUACAGCAGACAGCUAUAUUCCAUGCCUUGCCGACUUGUGCAAAGCACUGUGGGAAGUUAUGCUGAGCUAUUAUAGGACUAUGGAAUGGCAUGAAAAACAUGACAAUGAGGAUACCACUUCUACUUCUGAAGGGAGUAAUAUGAUGAGUACUGAAGAAGCUAAUUUUGAUAUUGGCUACAUUAAAAAGAAAUUAGAACAUGGACUUACACGAAUAUGGCAGGAUGUUCAGCUAAAAGUAAAAACCUACUUGCUUGGAACUGACUUGUCUAUAUUUAAAUAUGAUGAUUUCAUCUUUGUUUUGGAUAUAAUCAGCAGGUUGAUGCAAGUUGGAGAAGAAUUUUGUGGUAGCAAAUCUGAAGUUUUGCAAGAAUCUAUUAGAAAGCAAAGUGUCAAUUAUUUUAAGAACUACCACAGAACACGGCUUGAUGAAUUGAGAAUGUUUCUAGAGAAUGAGACCUGGGAACUUUGUCCUGUUAAGUCAAAUUUCAGCAUCUUACAACUUCAUGAAUUUAAAUUCAUGGAACAGUCUCGUUCCCCAUCAGUUUCACCUAGUAAGCAGCCAGCCUCAACCUCCUCAAAAACAGAGACAUUGUUUGAGCAGUACUGUAGUGGUGGGAAUCCAUUUGAAAUUCAUGCCAACCACAACGAUGAAGAAACAGAAGAUGUUCUGGCUUCUAAUGGGUAUGAAUCUGAUGAACAGGAAAAAAGUGCCUAUCAGGAGUAUGACAGUGACAGCGAUGUUCCUGAGGAACUAAAGCGCGAUUAUGUGGAUGAGCAGACAGGCGAUGCUCCUGUGAAAAGCUUUUCUCGAGAAACCCUAAAGAGCAGGAAGAAAUCAGAUUACAGUCUAAAUAAAGUAAAUGCACCCAUCUUAACAAAUACAACACUGAAUGUAAUAAGACUUGUCGGUAAAUAUAUGCAGAUGAUGAACAUUCUCAAGCCAAUUGCCUUUGAUGUCAUUCAUUUCAUGUCUCAGCUAUUUGAUUAUUACUUAUACGCAGUAUAUACCUUUUUUGGUCGGAAUGAUUCAUUGGAAUCAACGGGACUAGGCCUUAGCAGUAGUAGACUAAGAACAACUCUAAACAGAAUACAAGAGAGCCUUAUUGAUAUGGAAGUUUCAGCUGAUCCUACUGCCACGCUCACAGCAACAGAAGAGAGAAAGGAGAAGGUUCCGAGCCCACACCUCAGUCACCUAGUGGUUUUGACCUCGGGGGAUACAUUGUAUGGGUUGGCAGAAAGAGUGGUAGCCACAGAAUCCUUGGUAUUCUUGGCCGAACAAUUUGAGUUCCUUCAGCCGCAUCUGGAUGCGGUGAUGCCUGCGGUGAAAAAGCCCUUUCUUCAGCAGUUUUAUUCUCAGACAGUCUCAACUGCCAGUGAACUACGCAAACCAAUUUACUGGAUUGUAGCUGGUAAAGCCAUUGAUUAUGAGCAGAUGCUGCUCCUGAUGGCUAACGUGAAAUGGGAUGUAAAGGAGAUUAUGUCCCAGCACAACAUCUACGUGGAUGCAUUGUUAAAGGAAUUCGAGCAGUUUAACAGGAGAUUAAAUGAGGUUUCUAAGAGAGUUCGGAUACCCUUGCCCGUGUCUAAUAUACUUUGGGAACAUUGUAUACGACUGGCUAAUAGAACUAUUGUGGAAGGAUAUGCCAACGUCAAGAAGUGUAGUAAUGAGGGUCGUGCCUUGAUGCAAUUGGAUUUUCAACAGUUUUUAAUGAAACUUGAAAAACUAACAGAUAUUAGACCCAUUCCUGAUAAAGAAUUUGUGGAAACCUAUAUUAAAGCCUACUACCUUACCGAGAAUGACAUGGAGCGCUGGAUCAAAGAGCACAGGGAGUACUCAACGAAGCAGCUGACCAAUCUGGUUAAUGUUUGCCUGGGAUCCCAUAUCAAUAAAAAAGCAAGACAGAAACUUCUAGCAGCUAUAGAUGAUAUAGACAGACCUAAAAGAUAAUGAACACAGUUCUCUUUCCUCAAUGCCGUUGAUCUUCUCUCAACACGUAUGGCAUGGAAGCCAACUUUCCAUGCCCUCCUGACAACCGUCUGCUGAGAAUACCUUGUGCAUGUCCUUUCCAACUGGAAAGCGGAAAACACUGAAGUUUGUGUGUUUCUGAAAUGACUUUUAUAUGCUCUGAUCUCUUCUUUUCAACUUUCAGUCUCAUUGUUUGCAUUCCUUUCCUGAAAUGAUGUUAUUGCCUUGUUAUAACUAUUGUUAUAUGAUUAUCAUUACACAUUUUACAGAAGAAUGGACUGUAAGUAAAUAAUUAUAGGAACUGUGACAACCUAGCCAUAGGCAGUUUUCAGAGAAUGAAUUUAUGUUGACAUUUUUCUACCCUCUGACUUGGUUCUUAAUAAGCAUAAUAUUAGAGGGUUAAUGUACAGUAUCUCCUAAUUAUGAGCACUGCACGAGAACUGAGAAGUACAUGUAAGCAAAAUAGUUGAGAAAUAAGUAUGUUCUCUGUGUUUUCAAAUGUGAGUUUGUCAGGUUUAAAUUGGUUGUAAUACAGUGAUCAUACAUGGUGAAAUUUAAUAAAUGGUACACUCCAACAUGACCAGCCAGUGUGAGACUAUAUUUUGAUAUUUUUCCACAGCAGGCAGAUUUCAUGAAUGUACAACGGAUUUUCUUUGCAUGCUCUAACUUUAGUCAUCUUAUGUCCUGAAACCAAUGGUGAAAAGUGAUUUCACUAGAUAUAACUUUUCAGUACCUGAACAGCACACAGAAUGGUGAUUAUGGGAUUAAAAAAAAAGUGACUUUUUUUAUAUCCA
Messenger RNA from Miniopterus natalensis, 3821 nucleotides. RefSeq names its product VPS50 subunit of EARP/GARPII complex (gene VPS50). Lineage: Eukaryota; Metazoa; Chordata; Mammalia; Chiroptera; Miniopteridae. The record is from RefSeq and is a predicted model, not a curated record. Gene Ontology annotation, molecular function: SNARE binding. Gene Ontology annotation, cellular component: EARP complex. Gene Ontology annotation, biological process: endocytic recycling; retrograde transport, endosome to Golgi.